AUGGCAUGGGAUGCACUUAAGGGAAAUUAUAGGAGUGGCGAUGCUGGAACUAAGAGAGACCUCUGGCCAUGUCUGAGAGAAGAUACUAGAGUAGGGAGCUACUACAACCCUAUUGUAUUGAGUGAUGAUGGAGAUUAUGAGUCUGACAUUGAUAGCUAUACCAGCCUAGAAGUCAAUAUGCAUCGUAUAUUGAGAGUAGGCAUGCCUGAUAGCGAUGAUGAGGAGCACGUAGCACACUGUGCUCCUGGUGAUCAAAUGUCGAAUUUAGCUUUUGCUAUUAUUGGAAGUUCGACAGAAGAUUUCUCUGAUUCAAUUUUGCCUGAUUCGAAACCUAUUUGUUGUGUUGUCAAUUCUUCUACACAAUUUGCUAAUUCAAUUGUUAGUAAUUCAAAAUCAAUUGGGAAGAAGACUUAUGUUGUUGAGUUUGAGGAAGGUUCUGAAUCUGAGUUGCUACAGAAGCAAGUGAAAAGUGAUGAAGAAGCUUUUGAAUUGUACAAUGAGUAUGCUUUUAAGUUUGGUUUUGGUGUUCGUAAGGGACAUAAAUUGUAUUCAAAGGUUGAUUAUAGAACUGGUUGCAGGGCUUAUGUGCAAUUUCAUGUUGAUGAAGAUGGUGUUUAUACUUUGGUUGCACAUGUUAUGGGACAUAAUCAUGCAAUGGUUCCACUUCAUGAGCGUCAUUAUAUUAGGUCACAUAAAUUAGUGCGUUCUGAGCAGUUGGCAUUUAUUUUGAACUUGAAGAGAAGUGGAAUUCCUGUAGCAGAUGCUAUUCGGGUUAUGAGGAAAGAAGUUGGGGGUUCUCCUAACCUAGGGUUUAUUGCUAGUGAUGCUUAUAAUGCUCUUGUUGGUGAGAAGGUUAAAAGUAUUGAUUUUUCGGACUCAAAUCAGUUGAUAAAGUUUUUUGCACAAAGAGAUGGGAGGAUGAAAAGGGAUUAUUUGAUUUUUGGUGAUGUUGUGAUUCAUGAUACAACAUAUCGUACAAAUAAGUAUGAGUUGAUAUGUGCAUUGUUUGUAGGAAUGAAUCAUCACACGAACAAUAUCAUGUUCGGAUGUGCUUUCUUGCUCAAUGAGAAAACUGAUUCAUUUGUUUGGCUAUUUGAUUCAUUUGUGAGAUCAAUGGGUGGAAAAAAACCAAUCACUAUGAUGACUGAUCAGUGUGCAGCAAUGGCAGCAGCAUUGAAAGUUGUUUUGCCAUCAGUGAACCAUCGUCUCUGUACUUGGCAUAUUGGUCAGAAUUCAAAGAAGAACAUUCCUGACUUGAGGGCACAAGAUGAUUUUGUUGAUGUCUUUAAUACUGUUUUGAAGUACAGUGAUACAAUUGCGGAGUUCAAAUUCUAUUGGCAAAGGAUGAUUCAAUUUAAUUGUUCUACAAAAAAGUGGCUCAAUGAUUUGUAUGAGCUUAGGGAGAAGUGGUGCUCUGCAUAUUCUAAGAAGUUCUUUUCUGGUGGUAUUCUUUCCUUACAAAGAAGUGAGACAACAAAUAAAUCUGUGAAAAGGAGACUCUGUAAGACACACGAUUUAUGUGAUUUUUACAACUUAUUCCUUGAUGUCAUUGGUGAAUGGAGAAGUAAGGAAAAUGGUCAGGAUUUCCAAUGUAAUAAGGGUAACCGACAUUUGGCAUUUGCUCAUUUGAAGUUGUUGGAACAUGCGAGUCAGAUUUACACAACUGAGGUUUAUAAGAUUUUUGAAGAUGAGUUUAUUAAAGGAACUGAGUGUGGUCAGAAGGUAUUUUUUCGUCAACAUCCCAUUGUUAUAUACCAUAUUGGUCGUCCUGAUGUUGAUUUGAUCAUGCAUCAAGUUGGUUACAAUGAAGUAACACAUCACAUUGAGUGCACUUGCAACUACUAUAGCGAGGUUGGGGUUUUGUGUUUCCACUCUCUUCGUGUUUAUCACUUGCAUUGUGUUGAUAAAAUUCCUGAUCAGUACAUUUUGGCGAGGUGGACACGAUCAGUUAUGUGCUCGAAAGUAGAAGAGAGGAAAGCUAGGGAUUCUGAUUCUGUGUCUUCUUCUGUUUGGAGGGCGCAAAUCACAAGGAAUUUUGUCCGUUUGAUAACAGCUAGUCAAUCUGAUCCUAAUGCAAGGUAUGCAUUGGAUUUUGCUUUUACUAGCACUAAGGAGAAAGUUGAGAGUAUUAUUGGUAAGGUUGGUGAAGCGUUGGUUGUGGAAGAUGUUGAGAGUGUUGGUGGUGUAAAAGUUGGAAAUCCAAAUCAACGACCAAAGUAUCAAAGUAAUAGCAGACCAAAGAGCAUUAUUGAGAAGAAAUGCAAUCAGGCCAAAGGAUGGAGGAAGAAAGCUGUUGUAAAUGCCUUAAAAGUAAAGAAUAUUGCUCAAACUGCUAUUAAGAUGAGUGUACCGGCUGGUUCCAAUAUAGUUCAUCCUAGUACUGGAUCUCAACUUAAUCAAUGUGGUGUAGAUGAAUAUUUUGGAGUUACUAUUACAACAACGGCUAAUUUGUAA
Molecule: messenger RNA, 2454 nt
Organism: Beta vulgaris subsp. vulgaris (sugar beet)
Lineage: Eukaryota; Viridiplantae; Streptophyta; Magnoliopsida; Caryophyllales; Amaranthaceae
Product: protein FAR1-RELATED SEQUENCE 5-like
Exons: 10
Coding region: 1-2454 (817 amino acids)
Biological process (GO): regulation of DNA-templated transcription
Molecular function (GO): zinc ion binding
Source: RefSeq, a predicted model, not a curated record